Ixodes scapularis (black-legged tick) is the source of this 2158-nucleotide messenger RNA. RefSeq lists its product as uncharacterized. Gene Ontology annotation, cellular component: membrane. The transcript is spliced from 5 exons. NCBI's taxonomy places the organism in Eukaryota, Metazoa, Arthropoda, Arachnida, Ixodida, Ixodidae. The record is from RefSeq and is a predicted model, not a curated record. Bases 229 to 711 code for a protein of 160 amino acids.
ACGUAGAGCACGCGUCUCUAGGGUUACGGCAAUAAGGGAGAUAAAUGACGCCUCGCUCGGUGACCUGGCAACCCUAUCGGAGGGGAUGACGGAGUUAUCUUGACGUCACUCGAGGGCUUGCCAAGGUAUGUCGUACAACUGCGGCAAAUCGACGCAGUAGUUCGGGCUCGAAACAGAGUGUUGGGGCUGCCUCAUAUCCCUGUCCACUUUUUAAGACCUCCAGCUACCAUGGCUACGACAGUCGUCCGUCAGACUACGACGGUAACAUCGUCCAGCAGUUCGUCACCCGUUGUCGUCAGCUUCAACACGUCCUUCCUUACGAGCAUCGGCGGCCUCUUCACGGUUCUCGAACUGGUUCUUGGGAUCAUCGUCUUCAGCUUGAUGCACAGAUAUGGCGGUGUUUUACAUCCGAGUGGUUUUUUCUUACUGCUCAUAUCGUUCGCCUAUUGGUUGAUGUGCUUCUAUUUUCUGCUCUCGGCAAUGCUCUCCAUCACAGGAUCGCUGCUGCCUUCGACAUUUUUUUUUUUCCUCUUCCAUGCGUUUGGGUUCGUCCUCUACAUCAGCGGUGGCAUCGCAGUGCUUGCGGUGUUCACAGUGAAUUCAUCUUAUUUUGGUGGCAUCAUAGCGGCAGGCGUUUUUGCGUUGAUAGCGGCGGUCUGUCAUCUCGUCCACGUUGCAUUUUUGUACAAAGGAUCUCGAAUCCAGGGUUGAUCGUGAUUCCAGGGGUUCCAGCCGGGACAAGAAGUGUUGUUACUUUUGAGCUCACCUAAGGAUUAUGAUAGUGUCAUAUCAUUUCUUUUGCGCUGUGCUUUAUUCCACAAGUGCUAGGACAUCCUCUAAGACUUAGGUAAUUGGAGAUCAACGCUGCUUCAAGCUAACAGUCACAAAGUUGUUAAAUAUCCAUGUCUGGAUUUUCCGACAAUUAUCGUAAAAUUGUCUAUAGGACGGCUAUUAAAGUUCUUGUGGAAUACAUAAAAAUGAAUGUAUGAUUAAAUACUGCGUUGCUUUCAAGUUACGAUAACACAAGGUUAAACUGUGUGAGUGUCUUUGCGUAUAUUGUUCAAACAUGUAUAGGUAUUUCAGAGUUGCUAUUAAUGUUUAAUAAUGCAUCGAGCAUGGACCUCAUGAAGUGCGGCCUCCGCUUGAACGUUGAUAAACCUUUAGUUGUAACCCUGAUAGUGUUCACUGCUUACUUAAUAAAAAUCGGCGGGCCCAUGGUUUCCAUAUAACUUUUACUUUAUAUCCACAAAAACAUUUUGUAACGGAGACAAUUAGUCAGCAAAAAAUGAGAAAUUAAAAAUUGCUCACUGUAAUAACUAAUAUAACGUUUAGUUAACGUUUUGAACGCUCUCUUUACACGCGUGUGUGUAAGCUUUGUUUAUUACUUUUAGUGUUUAGAGGCUAUGCAGCAGUGCAAAAUUGGUAUGCAACGGAAAUGGAAAUCCACUGUCACCUGUCUUACUUUUUCAGCGUAUUCCAAGAUGGCAUGCAGAUGAACGAGUAUUCAGUGUGCAUUCAUUGGAGUGUGCGAUGCUUCUACACAAUCAGCUCACGUGCCAUUGGUGUAGUUGAAAACAUUGAGAGCUGAUUUUACAAUGUGAUUUCUUUACAAAGGAGCUCUCGAUCAGUACAUUUUUUUCAUCAUUCUAAAAUUGUAAACAGGAUCCAAAAAAAAAAAUGGUACGUAACGGUUUUUUCUGAUUUGAAAUAAAUAGUUCGAAAACACAGUGUUCUAAGCAUCCCCCAAAAAAUUGAAUUGUUUAAAAUCCUAGUCAGCUAUAUUUAUUAGACAAUAAUGGGCUGACCAGUGUUUUAUCAACACAGGACCGAUCGUCUGUAAUGGAAAUCAUAACAGUCUUUCUUCCAGAACGUCGCCUAAUGCUCGCUAGUUACGUUUUACUAUCAUAGACUGUUUUCGUUUAAUGUUGUUCGUUUAUUUUCCCCACUGCCAAUAUUAUUACCAUGCGUUCUGAAAACAAAAAUGUUACAACCAUGAACUCUACACAGAAAAAGGAUGGUACACGAUCGGGGAAAUCACAAGCCAUGUCCCGUCGUGAUUGAUCUCUUGAAGUUGUUCUAUCUCGUACAAAACUCUGUUGACAUGCAUAUUGUGUGCUAUAUUGAGUCUCGGUCGACGCAAUAAAACUAAUUAACCAGU